AGAAGGAACAAUGUGUAGUAGUUUACCGGCUAUGUUACACGUUGGAGCGGCUGCUAACUGGUCUGUCACUCUCUCAGAAGCGGCUCUCGCAAACAGCCUUAUCUGUUGAUAAAAAUCACAGAAACGAAACUACACAAUAUCUUUUUCCAUCUUAAGUAAAGUCAUUUCUACACAAUCGGAAUGAGUAAAACGAAAAAGAAGACGCAGAAUAACAACGAACAGCCGAAACAUGCUAAAAAGUCCGGAGUUACUGAUAACACAAAGAAAGAAAAUACAAAGAAAGAAAAUACAAAGAAAGAGAACACGAAGAAAGAGAAUGGAAAGAAAGAUCAUGUGAAGAAAGAUAAUAUAAAAAAAGAUAAUAUAAAGAAAGACAAUAUGAAGAAAGACAACAACAAAAAAGAGAGCAAAAGGUCUCAAAAGAAAAAAUCUGGUGUCUGCUCAGUGCUUGGCAAAUUCUUGCUUGUUAUUGUGCUCUGUUCCUCAGCAUUUGUCACGUUAUACCUUAUGAAUGAUAAUGUCCGUGAUAUUGUUGAUCCCUAUAUUGAAAAAGCAAAGACAGUUUCAGAUGCCUACAUUGGAAAAGCUAUGUUAACCCUGUUUCCAAAAAGUGAUGCGCCAGACACUGAUACUCCAGAAGAAAAAGUGAAAGAAUCUUACCCGUUAGAAAAUGAUUUUAUUGAUGAUGGUGAAGGAGAAUUACAAGGCAAUUUACCACCUCCUGAUACAAAAGAAUCUGGAUCUUUGGGUGAUGACAAGUUGAAAGAAACUAAAUCACAAAAAACUGCUGAAGCAAUGAAAGAAACAACUGAAAAAAGUCAAAAGGCAGCAGAAAAGGCUAAGAAGGCUGAAGAGGCCAGAAUAGCAGCAGAAGAGGCUAAAAAAGCUGAAGAGGCCAGAAUAGCAGCAGAAGAGGCUAAAAAAGCUGAAGAAGCCAGAAUAGCAGCAGAAGAGGCUAAGAAAGCUGAAGAGGCCAGAUUAGCAGCAGAAGAGGCUAAAAAAGCUGAAGAGGCCAGAAUAGCAGCAGAAGAGGCUAAAAAAGCUGAAGAGGCUCGACAAGCAGAAGAAGCCAGAAAAACUGAGGAGGCUAAAAAAGCUGAAGAGGCUCAACAAGCAGAAGAAGCCAGGAAAGCUGAAGAGGCUAGACAGGAAGAAGAAGCUAGGAGAGCUGAAGAGGCUAGACGGGAAGAAGAGGCUACGAGAGCUGAGGAAGAGGCCAGAAGAGCUGCUGAAGAAGCUAGACGGGAGGAAGAGGCUAGGAGAGCUGAGGAAGAGGCCAGAAGAGCUGCUGAAGAAGCUAGACGGGAGGAAGAGGCUAGGAGAGCUGAGGAAGAGGCUAGACUAGAAGAAGAAGCUAGGAGAGCUGAAGAGGCUAGGAGAGCUGAGGAAGAGGCCAGAAGAGCUGCUGAAGAAGCUAGACGGGAGGAAGAGGCUAGGAGACAGGCAGAAGAGGAGGCUAGGCGGGAAGAAGAAGCUAGACAGGCAGAAGAGGCCAGGAGAGCUGAGGAAGCUAGAGAAGCAGCUGAGGAGGCUAGGAGAAUUGCAGAGGAAGCCAGAGAAGCAGAAGAACUUCGAAGGGCAGAAGCUGAAAAAGCAGCUGAGGAGGCCCGUAGAUCUGCUGAAGAAGCACAACGAGAAGCAGAAGAAGCAAGAAAGGCAGAGGAAGUGAGAAUAGCUGCAGAAGAGGCCAGGAGGGAGGCAGAGGAAGCUAGGGAGGCUGAAAGACAAAAAGAAGCCAAAAGACUAAAAGAGACGGAAGAAGCCAGUGAAAAAAUAGAAGAAUCAAAUAAUUCAGCUAAAUCAAAAAAAAAGUCCAAAAAAAAUGAAUCUUAUAAAAAAAGUGACAUAACCAAUGAAGAUGAUCGCAAAAUUCAAAAAGAACUGGAUGCAGCUGAUGAAUUAUUGGAAAAAGUGAGUCCUUCAAGACGCCUACCAGAUCCUGUCUCAUAUUUUAGUCUCUCAGCACAUGGCACAGAGCCGGGUUAUGGUAUUUUUAAGUGGUUCAAUGAACACAAGAUAAAGUCAUUGAAGUACUUUAGUUUUGUUCUCUACAUUCUGUGUUCAAAUGCAGUUAGCAUUCAUUCGUCUUUCAUUAUUCUAUGUGAAGAAAAACUAUUGUUUCAUGUUGAUGUAGGCUGGACCAAUCGAGCUCUCAAAUCCUUGACCUUCCUGAAUUUACGUUUCCCAAAUAAUAUUGAUGUGAUAAACGAUCUUGGAAUCACCAACUUGAUAUUAGGUCGCAAUGAGGAUGCUAAAAAAUUAUUUAAACAGGUAUUACAAUUUGAUGCUGACAAUGGCUUUGCCUUGGCUCAUUUAGGAUUCAUUAUCAAGGUUAGUGAUAACAAUCCAGCAAAAGCUAUUCCAUACUUGAAGUCUGGUAUUGAAAGUGGAGAUAAGAGUGCAGUUGAUGCAAGAUUCUACUUUCAUCUUGGAGAUGCCUACCAGCGUGUUGGACAUCCGAAAAAGGCUAAAGAAGUUUACGAUGAUGGAGCUGCCAAAAAACUAUUCCUUUCCAGAGACCAGCGUUCUUUAUACAAUGUUGACAGACUUACAGGCAAACCAUGGUGGGAUCCUGAAGAUUUACCUUAUCAAAAUACAAUUGAGACUCUCCAAAAUAACUGGGAAAUGAUUCGAGAUGAGGUCCUGGAAUAUUUUGACAGAUCUGGUACAGAUUUUGUUGAUGAAGCAGAGAACCUUCUAGAUAGAGGAAUGUGGAGACAGAUGACACUCUACCAAAGAGGAGAACGAAAUAAAAAAGGUUGUUUAAAUGUCCUUAAAACUUGUGCAUUACUUGAUAAUUUACAAGAUGCUACCAACUGUAGGAGAGGACAGGUAAAAUUUUCCAUCAUGAAACCAGGUAGUCAUGUAUGGCCACAUUGUGGUCCAACAAAUUGCCGUUUAAGAGCCCAUCUUGGCUUAGUAAUUCCUGGCGGUGUUAAAAUAAGAGUUGGCAAUAAAACAAGGCAUUGGAAAGAAGGGGAAUUUUUAAUAUUUGAUGAUUCUUUUGAACAUGAAGUCUGGCAUCAAGGAAAAGGAAACCGAAUUGUAUUGAUUGUCGAUUUUUGGCAUCCAGAACUGACGGAACAUGAAAAAUCUACACUAUCACCAAUUUAGAAUUUUAGCUUUUUUAUAUUAAUAUUUUUAUUUUUUUCUUUCUUUUUUUUUUAGGAUUCUAAAUAAUUGACAAUGACUUGCCAAAAUAUUGAGAUUAAUUCUUCAUCUUAGUUUUGGACAGAGAUAUUGAGUAUAUUAUUAUUCAUAUUUUGCUUUCCAUUCAUAUUUUUCUACAUUUUAAACCCUAUGGUAUAUUUUUUUCUUUUUUCUGUAAGGAAAAGAAUUGUCUUUCAACUUUUUUUUUUCAUGUUUUUCAAGCAUGGAAAAUAACUUUAAAUAGAAAACUGGUCAUACAAAUAGUAUAUUAGAUCUAAGCAUAUCACAUGUAAAGAACAAAUCUAAGGUUUAUGUACAUAAUGUAUGUGGUGUAUAUAUACAUAUAUGUAUACAAUGUGUAUUUUCAUGCAUUGUUAUAUGCAUAUAUAUGUAGCAACCCAGAUUUCACAUCCACACCUAAAGUUUUUUGUGCAAAUUGUUUUGUUUGGCUGACUGUACUCAUCAGUGGGCUGAAAAUUGUGUGUGUAUAUGAGUAUACACACAUGCACAUGUGCACGCAUGCACAAAUAGACAUACACACUAAAGGUGCUAACUAAAUUUAGGAAAAAAAUUUUCCUUGUCUAUGAAAACUAUGAUACAAUCUUAAUGAAUGUUUAAUUUUUGUUUUCAACACAGUCUAGUCAUUUUUUAUCUUUUUUUUUAAUAUAAAAUUUCAAUCAAAAAUCUCAGAUUUUAUACUUUUUAUUACAUACUUCUCACUCUUGGAUAUUGCAAAUAACAAAUAAUAUACACACUUAACAUGUAUAAAAUGAUACUUUAAAUAUUAAUUGUGAUACAUAAGUGUAAGAAUGUGAGAUGAUACCAUCUAAAGUGAGAAUGAAGAGACAUGAGAAUAGAAGGAAAAUAUAGCUACUGGAAUUCUUUUAAUUUGUUUUUACUUAAGCCAGACACAUUACACACUAAUAUAUAUCAGUGUGUAUAGACAUGAACAAAAUGUUUAAUCUCUUACCAAUAUGUUUCAAACAACAUUAAAUCAGUAAUUUUUUUGAGAUAUAUUAGUUCUAGAAUCACUGAAUACUUAUAUUUUAUCUAUAAUAUUGAAUGAAGACAUUUUAUUUGCUUUUAUAGACUACUAUAGAUGCCACUGAAACUGGUUUUUGUAGACCAUGUUAAUAUUUUUUUUUUCUACUCUUAAAUUAAUUGCUUUAUAUUAUAUUGUUCUGAAAGAUAAUCCUUUACAAGGUAUUUUACCUCACAUUCCACAUUUAGUUGAAAUUAUAAUAGAUUAUUAUACUAACUAAAAUCAGUAACAUCUUAUAGCAUCAGCACACUGUUCAGUUACCUAAGGACCCCAUAGGUUCCUGGGCAAAUGCCCAGUGUGCUGUCAAAAAGUAUUAUAGGACCCAGUGCAUUGGUCUGCCCAGGGGCUUAUAAUGCUGUUAAGAUGUCCCUUACUAAAAUAUAGUUUUACAUAAGCCCACUAAUCAACAUCACCAGUUUUGAAAAAAAAAAAAAGAUAGCAACAGUUAUUAUUAUUGUUGUUGUUUAGCCCGAAGUCUGUUGUGAUAAAACAAACCUAUGAUCAAAUACAUUCUAGCCAUGACUAUCAAAUUUUCUUUUCCAGACACACGUAAGAUUGUAUUAUCUAAUAACUCCUUCCACAUUUUAAGACAAUAGAGUAUAAUUUGAUGGAGAUUUAACUGUUAUUUCUAACAAGUCGAACAACUCUAUAAAUUCCUUUGUUGGCUAAAGGUGGAGUUUGAUUUCUCUUUAUUUUUUUUAUCAGAUAUACUUCUGUAAUAUCUUGUUAACACCAGAUCAGCUCCUUUUUUUAUAUCAAAUUUCUGGAUAAGGACUUGAAAUUGCCUACAUUUUGCUAUUUCAUUUUAAAAACAGUAAUAAAUUUUAAACUACAUAAUCAUCUUUUGUUGUGUCUAGGGAGAAUCAUCAUGCCAAUAUAAUUAACACACACACACUAGUUCAAUUCCACU
This is a messenger RNA of Octopus bimaculoides (California two-spot octopus), 5102 nucleotides long. RefSeq lists its product as uncharacterized. Gene Ontology annotation, molecular function: protein binding; peptidyl-aspartic acid 3-dioxygenase activity. The record is from RefSeq and is a predicted model, not a curated record. Gene Ontology annotation, cellular component: endoplasmic reticulum. Gene Ontology annotation, biological process: peptidyl-aspartic acid hydroxylation. NCBI's taxonomy places the organism in Eukaryota, Metazoa, Mollusca, Cephalopoda, Octopoda, Octopodidae.